This is a messenger RNA of Miscanthus lutarioriparius, 1686 nucleotides long. The record is from the annotation of a GenBank genome assembly. NCBI's taxonomy places the organism in Eukaryota, Viridiplantae, Streptophyta, Magnoliopsida, Poales, Poaceae.
AUGGGGAAAAGGAAACGUAUGAAGCCUUCUGUUGUCGCCGUCCAGGCCCAAAUCCAACUCUUGCCGUCAAGGCGUUCGAGCAAUCGAGCCGUCACCUCCUCCUCCGGCCGCCUCGCACGAAGCGCGGCGGAGCCUCCCGCCCCAACCCCACCCUUCAUCGACGAACAGCAAGCCGUGGGCCGUGAUCGCCGGAGCUCUCGCGGCCUCGAACCGGGAGGAAGGUUUGAACCUUCUUUAGAAAUAUACAAUAUGGCUGCGGUUGAUACAGCUACCAAGGAGAUGGAGGCACUGCAUGUGGGACAAAAUGAAGAAACCAAAGCAGAUCUGAUUAAAGAAGGCAAAACUGCAAACAGCAAUGGUGUGGUUCCUGCAGCUCAGUCUUCACCGCCAGAGGAUGAUGAUGAAGCACAAGCUGAUGAUCCAUCUCAAGAUGGAGCACCAGAAGCUGCAAAGAAGAAAAAGAAGAAAAACAAAUCCAAAAAGAAGAAGGGUCCUCUUCAGCAGACAGAUCCUCCAUCAAUACCUGUUGACGAGUUUUUUCCUUCAGGAGAAUUUCCUGAGGGUGAAAUUCAGCAAUAUAAGGAUGAUAAUUUAUGGAGAACAACUAGCGAGGAAAAGAGGGAGCUCGAACGACUGCAAAAGCCAAUGUACAAUUCUGUUCGCCGAGCAGCAGAAGUUCAUAGACAGGUGCGGAAAUAUAUGAGGAGCAUUAUUAAGCCUGGAAUGUUAAUGAUUGAUCUAUGCGAAACACUGGAAAACAUGGUCAGGAAACUUAUCAAGGAGAAUGGACUGCAAGCUGGCAUUGCCUUUCCAACUGGAUGCUCCUUGAAUUGGGUCGCAGCUCACUGGACUCCAAAUGCUGGUGACAAAACUGUGCUACAGUAUGAUGAUGUGAUGAAGCUGGAUUUUGGAACACAUAUAGAUGGGUACAUUGUUGAUUGUGCAUUUACUGUUGCAUUCAAUCCUAUGUAUGAUCCAUUGCUUCAAGCAACAAGAGAUGCCACAAAUACAGGGAUCAAGGAAGCUGGAAUAGAUGCACGGCUUUGUGAUGUUGGUGCUGCAAUCCAAGAAGUAAUGGAAUCAUAUGAGGUUGAAAUCAAUGGGAAAGUUUUCCAAGUAAAAAGUAUUCGGAACAUCAAUGGACAUAGCAUUGGGCCAUAUCAGAUCCAUGGUGGAAAAUCAGUUCCGAGUGUGAAAGGUGGAGAACAAACAAAAAUGGAAGAGGGGGAGUUUUAUGCUAUUGAAACUUUUGGAUCUACUGGAAGGGGAUUUGUCCAGGAGGACUUGGAAUGCAGCCAUUACAUGAAGAACUUUGACGUUGGGCAUGUGCCUUUGAGGGUAGCAAAGGCUAAGAAACUACUUGGGACUAUCAACAACAACUUUGGAACACUCGCAUUUUGCCGCCGGUACUUGGACCGCCUUGGCGAGACAAAAUACCUCCUGGCUCUGAAAAAUCUUUGUGAUAGUGGUAUCAUUCAGCCGAAGCAGAUCCACGAGAUCAAGGACUUCCUUCUCACCGCGAGGAGGAAGGAUGCCCGUUCAGUGAAGAUCAAGAGGAGCAAGGAUGUUGUCAAGUUCAAGGUUCGCUGCUCCAAGUACUUGUACACACUCUGCGUCUUUGAUGCUGAGAAGGCAAACAAGUUGAAGCAAUCUCUUCCCCCAGGUUUGAGCGUCCAGGAGGUUUGA